AUGACAACAAGAUAGGAAGUAAAUAGAAAAAUAGAAUUACAUAUUUAAGUAUUAGAGUAGCAUUUAGAUGUAUUAAAUUAUGAUUAUAAUAUUUAGUCAUCCUUUGAUAAGAUCAAUAAUUUCAUUGAUUAAGUGUUCAUUUUAGAUUAUUCAAUUUCGAAGAUUACCAGUACAAAAUCAGAAUUGUAAUAACCAAAAUUUAAUUAAUUCUAAUUAAUUGGUUAAUCAGAGUUUUUAGAAAAUAUUGUUUAUGAAAUGAAAUCAUUAAUGAAAUUAAACUAAAAGAAUCAAUAAAUGAUAAAUGAUUUUUAGAAACAUGAUGAAGAAUAAAAAAAAUAAAUUUCUAAUUUGAAGAAUUAAAAUGAAGGUUAAUCACUUAAGCUUAAAGAAUUUGAAUAAAAAAUUAUAUACAAAUUUAUCAUAGAAACUUAAUGUGAACUUAUACUUAAGUAGAAGCAAGCAGAAUUAAAAAUAAGCUAAAAUGAGGAUAUACUUAAAUAAUUAUCACAAUCUUUGGUAUGAGUAAAAGAUUAUUUAGUAGGUGUAGUAAUUCUCUUAUUAACUGACAUUUUCAACAACUUAUAAACAUAAUAGAAGUUCAGUAACUUAGGAUGGAAAAGUUAUUGAGACAAAUGAGUAAUGCUGUAUGUGCGAUUAAAUAAUUCCUAAGAAUAGGGUGAUCCAAUUUGCUGUUAAAGUUCUUGAACUUGGCUUUGUUAUGAUUGGAAUUGGUUUUAGGGAUAUUGUGUAGAGUUAGGAUUUUAAAAGUUGUUAUUAUCUUGGAGCAGGGUAUAUUUAUGAUAUUAAUCGUUCAAAAUAGAACAUAUAAUAUACAUUGGAGUGGUUAUUGUUAUAAUCAUGAUUAACCAGAUAAAAAUUAGAAAGAAAUAACAUUCAAAUUUUCAAGGAAUGAUAUCAUAAUUGUUGAAGUGGAUAUUCAAAAUAAGUAUGUGAAAUGGACCAAAUAAUCCACAAAUGAAUUAUUCGUAUCCAUUUCUAUUUAUUAUUAGACUCUCGCUAUUGAUACAUCCAAAGAUUUGUAUCCAUGCGUACAUUUAAAUGCAAGAUGUAAAGUAGAGAUAUUAAAUUAAUGGUGA
Paramecium sonneborni is the source of this 1097-nucleotide messenger RNA. NCBI's taxonomy places the organism in Eukaryota, Ciliophora, Oligohymenophorea, Peniculida, Parameciidae. The record is from the annotation of a GenBank genome assembly.